This is a messenger RNA of Erinaceus europaeus (western European hedgehog), 5916 nucleotides long. It is a transcript of the gene STARD13, whose product is annotated as StAR related lipid transfer domain containing 13. The record is from RefSeq and is a predicted model, not a curated record. The transcript has 17 exons. Lineage: Eukaryota; Metazoa; Chordata; Mammalia; Eulipotyphla; Erinaceidae. Gene Ontology annotation, biological process: actin cytoskeleton organization; regulation of Rho protein signal transduction; signal transduction. Gene Ontology annotation, molecular function: GTPase activator activity; protein binding; lipid binding. The coding region runs from base 355 to 3684 and encodes 1109 amino acids.
UUUUAUGCAAGGAAAUAAAUACUGAACAUCUGAUGUACUGCUUUAUACUUAAAGACCUCUUGGGACGUGAACUUGUAAGAUAGAGAAAAGAGUGACAUUCCAAUACUGCUCCACUGUUCACGAGGCUUCUGGUGCUAUGGAUGGUGCUCCCAUGUGGUAUUGGGGGCUCAAACCUGGUUCCACAGCAUGGUAGAGUGUGUACUUUAUUGAAUUCUACAGACCCAAAGAGUAAUUUUUAUCCACUGUUAACAUCCUGGACCACUAUGAAGGGUAAUUAAAAAAAAUCAUCAGCAGAUAGGAAUUUGUGGAAGUCAAACUGGAAACAUCCAUAACCUUGAUGGUUUACCAAACCAAAUGUCAACUGGAGCUCAACCAAAAACUAAAGUGUUCUCUGACAAACGAAGCAAAGAGAAGGAAGAAAUUGAAGCAAAGGAAGCAUGUGACUGGCUCCGAGCUGCUGGCUUCCCACAAUACGCUCAGUUGUAUGAGGAUUCCCAAUUUCCCAUCAACAUUGUGGCUGUUAAGAAUGAUCAUGAUUUUCUUGAAAAGGACCUUGUAGAACCUCUUUACAGACGACUAAAUACAUUGAACAAGUGUGCCUCAAUGAAACUUGAUGUGAACUUCCAAAGAAAAAAGGGUGACAACUCAGAUGAGGAAGACCUCUGCCUCAGUAGCAAAUGGACUUUCCAGAGAGCCAGCCGCCGGUGGUCUCGGGUGGACGACCUCCACACACUGUUUCCUGGAGGAGACAGAAAUGGGUCAUCGGGAGACAUUCGGAUGAGAAACACAACUAGCAGUGAGAGUGUCCUCACAGACCUAAGCGAACCAGAGGUCUGCUCCCUUCACAGUGAAAGUAGCGGGGGCAGCGACAGCCGGGGGCAGGCGGUCAGCCACAGCCCCAGCCGAGAGGCCUUGGAGGGCUGUGGGCCUCACUUUGGGGACAGCCCGGUCAUGCUGGAUGCCACGCUCAUCAGCAGCCUCCCGCAGUUCCCCAAAGACAGUCUCAACUACCCCUUCCACCCAAAGAAUGAGAAACCCACCAGGGCCAGAGCCAAAUCAUUUUUGAAACGCAUGGAGACGCUCCGGGCAAAAGGAACACACGGGAGGCACAAGGGGCUGGGGCGGACAGGUGGUUUGGUGAUCAGUGGGCCUGUGCUGCAGCAAGAGCCAGAGUCCUUCAAGGCCAUGCAGUGCAUCCAGAUCCCAAACGGGGAUGUGCAGAACUUGUCCCCAGCUGAGGACAAAAGAAGACUCGAGUGCUCCAGCAAAUGGAGCAGUGAGAGCAGCCAGUCAGAAAACAGCAGCAGUGGGUUGAGUAUCACUGGCCAGAAGGAGCAGAGAUGUCAGGUGCCCAACAAGCGUGGGGGCAUGUACUUAGAAGACCUGGAUGUGCUGGCCGGGACAGCACUGCAGGACCCAGGUGACCAAAACCACAGCCACGAGUUUCAUUCCCAAGAGAACUUGGUUGUUCAUAUCCCCAAGGAUCACAAACCAGGAACAUUCCCCAAGGCAUUGUCUAUUGAGAGCCUGUCACCCACAGACGCAAGCAAUGGAGUUAACUGGAGGACCGGGAGUAUCUCCCUGAGCAGACAGCAGGGCCCGGGCACCAGAGAGCCCAAGCUCAUGGCAUCCUGCCACAGGGCAAGUCGAGUCAGUAUCUAUGACAACGUCCCAGGCUCCCAUUUGUAUGCCAGCACUGGAGAUCUUUUGGACUUGGAAAAGGAGGAUCUCUUCCCACACCUGGAUGACAUUUUGCACCAUGUGAAUGGGCUCCGGGAGGUAGUGGAUGACUGGUCCAAAAAUAUCUUGCCUGAACUGCAAACCCAGGACACAUUGGUUGCAGAACCUGGUUUAUGCCCUUUUCCAUCUCCUAAUCAGAUCACCUUCGAUUUUGAAGGCAACUCUGUGUCCGAAGGUCGGACCACACCCAGUGAUGUGGAGAGAGACGGAACAUCACUUAAUGAGUCAGAAGCCACUGGGGUCAGAGAAAGGAGGGAUUCUGGUGUAGGGGCCUCCCUGACCAGGCCUAACAGGCGCCUCAGGUGGAACAGUUUCCAGCUCUCGCACCAGCCCCAGCUGUCCACAACAUCGCCCCACAUCAGCAACCAGACAGCCGGCCAGCUGAACCUCCUGCAGCGCUUCUCGUUGCUCCGCCUGACAGCCAUCAUGGAGAAGUACUCCAUGUCCAACAAACAUGGCUGGACAUGCCUCUCCCUACAGUGUGCCCCAGGAGGCUUGCAUGACCUGGUUUCUGUGAAUUCUAGGUCAGUUCCAAAGUUCAUGAAGAGGAUGAAAGUUCCCGAUUACAAAGACAAGACCGUCUUUGGUGUUCCUCUGAUAGUUCACGUCCAGAGAACGGGCCAGCCUCUGCCUCAGAGUAUUCAGCAGGCACUGAGAUACCUACGCAGCAACUGCCUGGAUCAGGUGGGUCUUUUUCGAAAAUCAGGCGUGAAGUCUCGAAUCCAGGCCUUACGUCAGAUGAAUGAGAACUUCCCAGACAAUGUCUGCUAUGAAGACCAGUCCGCUUAUGAUGUGGCAGAUAUGGUGAAACAGUUCUUCCGAGACCUGCCGGAGCCACUUUUCACCAACAAGCUCUGCGAGACCUUCCUCCACAUUUAUCAGUAUGUCCCCAAGGAGCAGCGGUUGCAGGCAGCACAGGCUGCCAUCUUGCUGCUGGCUGAUGAGAGCAGGGAGGUCCUGCAGACGUUGCUGUGCUUUCUACAUGACGUGGUCAGCUUGGUGGAAGAGAAUCAGAUGACUCCCAUGAACCUGGCUGUGUGCCUGGCCCCCUCUCUCUUUCAUCUCAAUUUAUUGAAGAAAGAAAGCUCCCCCAGAGUCAUACAGAAGAAAUAUGCCACUGGGAAACCAGAUCAAAAGGACCUCAAUGAGAAUCUGGCUGCUGCUCAGGGACUGGCCCACAUGAUCAUGGAAUGCAACAGACUUUUUGAGGUGCCACUUGAGAUGGUAGCCCAGUCUCAUAGCUCAUAUGUGGAAGCAGAGGUCCAUGCUCCAACACUGGAAGAGCUGGGGAUGCAGCUAGAGGAGAGCGGGGCGACGUUCCACACUUACCUGGAGCAGCUCAUCCAGGGCCUGCAGAAGGAAGCCAAGGAGAAGUUCAAGGGAUGGGUGUCGUGUUCCAGCACAGACAACACAGAGCUUGCUUUCAAAAAGGUGGAAGACAGGAAUCCACUGAAGCUGUGGAAGGCGUCUGUGGAGGUGGAAGCGCCCCCCUCUGUGGUUUUGAACCGGGUGCUGAGAGAGCGCCACCUGUGGGAUGAGGAUUUUGUGCAGUGGAAGAUUGUGGAAAAUCUGGACAAGCAAACAGAAAUCUAUCAGUACGUGUUGAAUAGCAUGGCCCCCCAUCCUUCCCGAGACUUCGUGGUUCUCCGGACCUGGAAGACAGACCUCCCCAAAGGCAUGUGCACACUGGUAUCCCUGUCUGUGGAGCACGAGGACGCCCAGCUCAUGGGUGGCGUGCGAGCCGUGGUGUUGGACUCUCAGUACUUAAUCGAACCCUGUGGUUCUGGCAAGUCCAGGCUGACCCACAUCUGCAGGAUAGACCUGAAAGGUCACUCCCCAGAAUGGUACAGCAAAGGCUUCGGACAUCUAUGUGCGGCGGAAGUUGCCAGGAUUAGAAACUCUUUUCAACCCCUCAUCGCUGAGGGUCCGGAAACCAAAAUCUGAGUUUUCCCCAGUGUGACAUCAAACUCAGGGAAGAGGAAGCAAGAGCAGAAAGAAGCAGGCGCUUGUGGGAGAGAGUUUGCUCGGGGGAAGCAGGAGCGAGAGACUGACUGCCGUGGAGAAUGCGGAAGUGGGAACACUGCCGAGUGGAUGUGUCAGCACUUGCAGUGUUUCUGAGAACUUUUUCUAGCCUUCCUGGAGAUGGCUGCAUCCCUACUAAUAUAAUAUUUUUUUAAAGAAAAUCAGAACAUUUAUCUAUAUUACUUAAAAUUAAAUGGAGUAUUCUUUGUGCAUUGCCUAAUUUGCUAUUUAAAGGUUUCUAAGAAGCGCAUUCUUAGUGUAAAUAAAUGUAUGUAUAGCCUCUGUACAUAUGUGUGUACAUCUAUCUAUCUUUACUGUGUAAAUAUGUAAGAUACUCAUUUUAUAUAUGAUUGCCUAUUGGGAGAAGGAAUGCCCCCGACUCAGUGAGACUCUCCUCACAUGGUUCUUUCCCAAGAUUCUCUGGGCUGGUCUCCCUGCUGCCCCAUAAGCAGAGCAGGGCCUGCUGCUAACACCAGGGGGGUAUUUAACCAAAGACUGAUAUUUAACCAAAGACUAGCUAACCAAAGGGAAACUAUGUUACAAGGUUCUACUCUGUUGGUGGUUCCUGCUCUUAAAAAACCAGAGUGAAGCAUAGGGUGUUGGGAUUUGAGUAUUUCCUCUUCUUUAAAGCAAAGCAGUGGAUGAGAAGCUUUUGCCACAUAUAAGGCUAGAUUCCCACCAGCUUCUGUGAAAUGUCAGAUGCCCUGGAACCGCUGCAGUCAGCACAAAUGACCAAAACAUGCCCUACUGGCUAGACUGGCGUGCUUACCACAACCAAAGGGAGCCUCUGUAUUUGAAUGCAUUUUCAUAGGCACAUGUCCUAAUGUCUUCUAAUGUCAUCCUGUUUGACCAGUGGCCUGUUUGGCCAUAGUUGAUUGGCAUGUUCUUACCAAUGUAUUGUACUUCAUUUAACUCUGGACACCAGACAAAGGGAUAUGAUGGUCUUUCAAGAGUCCAUUACAGCUUUCAAGACCAUUCUAGCUUCUGGGAAAUACUCACUUUUCUACACAAGAUCCUCUAAAAUGUAGUUCAUAAAAGUGUCACAAUCUGACAGACAGGGCUUCAUGCUAACAAAGACCAGAACUCUGUUUAGCCAUUAGUUUGAGAAACUAUAAACAAGUUUGCUUAAGUCCAUAUUUUGUCAUUAGCCAGACAAGCCACCUAUGCUUUUAACCCAACCUUAUUUAUUAUUGUAUAGAGUAAGCAGAUUGACUCUCCAUAACUGAUUGCUCAUGGAUUUAAUUUUUUAUUAUAAUUCAGCAACUUAUAGAGAGAAAGAUAAUUUAUUGUGCUUGAUUUCAGGGAGAGAGAUUUUCUUUCAUAAUCCAUGAGAAACUGGUAUCAUAAUUUAGCUAGUGUUAUUAGAGGGAGGGGGAGAAAAUCUUAGGUGAGUGUUUUCUGAUUUAUAUUCUAUGCACUUAUACAAUAUUUUAUCAGCAAUGUGCAAUUAUUUUCAUAAGAGUAAAGAUGCUAUAUGUGAAUUUUGCAUGGUGCAAGGAGAAGCAUUCAUUACAGUUUGAUAGAUGACAUAGGAGUUGUUUGCAAAUAAGUGGCAGCAAGCCCGUCAUUGUCUAUCUGGGCCAUGCUCUGUGAACACAAGUUAACUUUGGCCAUUUGUCUUAAACUUAACCAAAUGUGCUGGAUGUCUAUACUUUCAUAUGCUUAGACAAAAUCUUUAGUGGGAUUUAAGUUCGCUUAUCACUGGUCCUUCCAGGGCAAAGAUCUCAAGUGUUUGGAACAUACAAUAGGUGCACAGGGAUUAACAGCUGCGUGUUAACACAAACACAAGUCACAUGGAGACCUUGUCCAAAUCCACUCUCUGGUGCAGGCGCCCUGGGCACCUGAUAGCUACAUGUCUAACAGGCCUUGAAGAUGCCCGGGGUGUUGACUCAAAGACUACACUCUGAGAACCAAGAACCAAGAGGAUACUUCACACAGAGCAGAAACCAUUGUGGUUGUAGUUCUGACUCCCCUUCUCUUCAGAUUGCCUGACUUUUAAUUUCGAUGCACAUACUAAUCACAUCACUGUAUAACAACAUAGUACAUCUUAACAAAAAGGAGGAGGAAGAUGCAUCAAGUUUGUUUGUCAAAUACAGUAUUUUAUUCAUUGUUAUCUUGCCAAUGGAAAUAAAAUUAUAAUGCAUUUAAAUAUUA